This is a messenger RNA of Eleginops maclovinus (Patagonian blennie), 3592 nucleotides long. RefSeq names its product P2Y purinoceptor 3. Lineage: Eukaryota; Metazoa; Chordata; Actinopteri; Perciformes; Eleginopidae. The record is from RefSeq and is a predicted model, not a curated record. Gene Ontology annotation, biological process: phospholipase C-activating G protein-coupled receptor signaling pathway; cellular response to pyrimidine ribonucleotide. Gene Ontology annotation, cellular component: plasma membrane. The coding region runs from base 236 to 1327 and encodes 363 amino acids. Gene Ontology annotation, molecular function: G protein-coupled UTP receptor activity; G protein-coupled ADP receptor activity; G protein-coupled UDP receptor activity. The transcript has 3 exons.
ACUGAAAAUUUGCGAGCUUUAAACAAACUUACUCUUAUCUUGCUGUUAAGUUUUCCCUUGUCAGCCUCGAGUGUGUUAUAGUAGUGAUUUGUACACUUGUUUUUCACAGCGUUUCCCCUCGACGCUGAACCGGGCUUUGUUUUUACAGAGGAGAGCAGCAGGACGGGUCUUACCAUGUCGCCUACCUGUUGAUGUUGCCACUUCCUUUUUAGUGCCUUCAUUCAGGGAUGUGAAGAUGCCACAUCCCGUCUACUCCUUCCCGACGGAAGCGCUCAUCUCCCAAACCUUCCCGACGGAUGUGUUCUCCACCAGUGAAUGGCCAUACUCAGGGGGCGACUCACUCCCCAGCCUGAGCAACCUGAGCAGUGCCAGCAUCCCCGGCUGCACCUAUAAGGAGGACUUCAAACGCAUCCUACUCCCCACUGUGUACUCCUUAGUCUUCGUGCUGGGACUUCCUCUCAAUGCUGCUGUCAUACUGAAGAUAUGGAAGACGCGUUCCAAUCUGUCCAAAAACAACAUCUACAUGCUCAACUUGGCCUUAGCCGACUUCCUGUAUGUGAUGUCACUUCCCUUGCUCAUCUACAACUACGCCAGUGCUGACUACUGGCCCUUUGGGGAGUUUGCGUGUAAAAUGGUCAGGUUUCAGUUCUACAGUAAUUUGCAUGGCAGUAUCCUCUUCCUCACCUGCAUCAGUGUGCAGCGCUAUGUGGGCAUCUGCCAUCCAAUGGCGAUGUGGCAAAAGCAGGGCGGCCGCAGGCUGGCGUGGUGUAUCUGCGGAGGGGUGUGGCUGGUGAUUGCCUUCCUGUGCGCACCGACUUUUCACUUCGCCAAAACUGGGAUCCAGCGGAACCGCACAGUGUGUUAUGAUUUGAGUACGCCAACGUCCUCAGUGGCUUACUAUCCGUACGGCAUGGCUCUGACCUGCCUCGGCUUCGUGUUGCCUUUCAUGGGUGUGAUGGUGUGCUACUUUCGCAUGGCCCAGGUCCUCUGCCGCCCGGUGUCCUACCAAGGGGUCUCCAGGGCGACAGGGGAGAAACGGGACAAGGCGGUGAAGAUGAUCAUUGUAGUGGCGACAGUGUUCUGCAUCAGCUUCCUGCCGUUCCACCUCACGAAGACCAUGUACCUUGUGGUGCGUACUCUGCCCGCCGCGCCCUGCGAGACUAGAAACUUGUUCUCGAUCAUCUAUAAAAGCACCCGGCCAUUUGCUAGCAUGAACAGCUUUCUGGACCCUAUUCUGUUUUACUUCACUCAGCCUCGCUAUCGCCAGAGCACCAGAAGGUUUGUGCACAAAGUCACCACCCUCAGGGACAAGGGCACCAGCGUGUAAGACAGCGGUAAAGCCUUCCUGCUUUGCUCCAGUGGUGAAUCCUGUGAGGACGCUAAGUGGUACAUGUAUUGGUUGCUGAGUUUCCUUGUGCAUUUUCUGAAGCAAGACCUUAUGUGAUAUAAAUACUACUCACUGCAACAAAGAAACAUACCAUCCUUAGAGGGACAAAAAGAUUUUGAAGUACUGGUAUAUCUGACCUCUGAAGGCAGUAAUCUGGUUGAAUGAGUAAGAAACAAACUGAGAAAUUAACCAGUAACACCACAGUGUAUUUUUAGUGAGGACGAGCUUUGGCACUUAUUACUAAUAUCCCAAAUGAUGUCUUCAGUUAAUUCUGAUUGUGGCAGAGGAGUGCUGUCAGCUGAACACGGCACGCACAUUCUGCAUGAUCAUUAUCUGUGAAAUGUUUGCUUUCUUUCUUUAUGUUGUUUUGUAAUACUAUUUUUGUUACACACUGUGAACUGCAGUAUAAAAUAGAACAAUAUAGCUCUUACAUGAAGCGAUAACAAGAGGUGUCUUCCACUUAAGCAGGCCUCCGCAGUUUGAAAAGAACUAAAAGUGAAAGAUGAGUUCGAAAAAUGUCCGAUUGUUUUGGGAUAAAAUCCAUUAAGGGGCAAAGCCAUGUAACAUGCUCAAAGCAUAUGUUCAUAUAUGACUGCAUGGUAGGAUUGCAUGAAGCACUUGUGAGGAUUGGUGCCUUUUAGUGUGGCGAAUUACACUUCCUAAUGAAGGUUUCUCUGUGCUGGCCCUUAAAGUUGCAAGACUUCAUUUUUCAUGUUUUCACCACUGGAUGGUGUGUGUACCACAGCUGUAAUCACACUGCAGUUACCGUAAAGGCCGGCUCUGUUCCUUCUAAAAAUGGUAAGGUCCUUAACAUGUUUUCCAGUAAGGAUACAUUCCGAGCUAUUACAUCCAGAGAUAAACUGAUGCCAACAAAACUUUAAUAUCCAGCUCAUACCACAGACCAACAGGCCACAGUGUUCUCCAAAGGUGCUUAAAAUUCUCCAUCGUGUCAAUGUUAAAACAUUUAAGAGUCGUUAUCAGAUGCUUAGAGAGAAAGAAAAAAUCAGCUGUUAGACUUAAGGGCAGGGUCUAAACUAAGGCUCAACCCUGCAGAUUUCAUCUUCCUGUGGUUGUGUGAAACCUUCCCAUGAAAUUAAUAUUUCUGUUUCAAGAAAUCGCUUCUGCAGAUAGAAGUUUUGUGUUAUAAAAGGAAUAUAGAGAUUUAUCAAAAGGAACUGUGCUCUCAAAGAGGUAGAGCGCAUGUGAAUGGUUAGUGCCUGAUUUGACUUGGAUUGUACCAAGUUACUGAGAUAAGAGCGUUCAUGAAAUGAACAUGGAUGCAGAUUUUGUCUUUGGUUGUAACUGCAUUUUGUUGUAGCUUAAUGUUGAAUUAAUUGAAUUCAAAGUGUAUUGUUUUAUCUUGCACUUGUUUUUCUGAUUACUUUUGCAGGACUAUUUUAAUCCAAAACUUGCACCAAACUCUCUCAGGCUGAGGUCGGAAGCUCAUCUGGCCCUUUUUGAUUUGACAAUUUGAUUUUUAAGUUAAAUGAAAUUGCCUAAAAACUCCUGAAAGUGCCAACAACUUAUGAACUGUAAAAUACAUUAUUCUGGCAGCUUUACUUCUUAAACACUGCAGCAAUUGUUUAAGUUUUGCACCCAUAGGGGGAAGAAUUAUUGUGUAUAUUGUUUAUUGUGAACAUUUGUCGCAAAUAUGAGAUCUACCUAAAUAAGAACUUCCUAAUUAUGUGCGUAUGUGUGUAUAUUUUGGAUGUCUGAUGUUUUCAGCAUCAGUGUGUGUGUGUGUGUGUGUGUGUGUGUGUGUGUGUGUGUGUGUGUGUGUGUGUGUGUGUGUGUGUGUGUGUGUGUGUGUGUGUGUGUGUGUGUGUGUGUGUGUGUGUGUGUGUGUGUGUGUGUGUGUGUGUGUGUGUGUGUGUGUGUGUGUGUGUGUGUGUGUGUGUGUGUGUGUGUGUGUGUGUGUGUGUGUGUGUGUGUGUGUGUGGAGAAAAAAAAGAGGUCUUUGCACUGUGCCAAAAUAUUUGUGUCAGUCAGUAUUAUUUAGAAGAGAUUUUUUUCUUUUUUUAAUACUAUACCACAGUAUCAGAAAUAGAUUUUUAUUUUUGUUACAUUGAUGUAAAGAUGCUGAGGAACAAGUAACAAUUGUGUUGUUUAUGUCUAUUAGUAUCUUAAUACCAUGCAUCCCCAUUGAGUUGCUUGUGCAAAUGGAUGUUGUCAUAAUGGAAUAAAAAAAAGUCCCACAGCAUAACA